CUAAAUUCAUACAUAACCUCAAAACAUCGAAUUUCGCCAUCAAAAAUAAAAUUAACUGAGGAAUUAAUAAAUGGUACUCUAAAAUGAAUUUUAUAAAAGUUCACAGAACGUUUCCAAGGCUAAAAAAGGUAUUGCUCAGAAGAUCUUCUCAGGCAGUAGCGCUUGAUGACAAUGAGUAUACAGAAACCCCCGAAUAUCCUCCAAUUCUGGAUGUCUCCAAAGAAGGCGUGAAGCUUCGAAAGAGGGAAGCUAAAAAUGAGAAAUUAAAGAAUUUGAAGACUGUCGAGGAAAAGCAGAUAGCUUUAAAUUUGCCCCGUUAUUACGGUUGGGGUUCUGUUAUGUUAACGGAAGACAAGGUGCCAUAUAACGCCCUGCCUAUGGUGAAAAGUUACACAAGAACACACUUUGUAGCUCAAGAUAAACUCCCAGAUUUGUACGCAGAAGUGGCCCCCGCUGCGGACGGUGUAGUAGCGGAGAUAAAGUCAUUAGUGGAGGAUGCCAUUGCUAUAGAACAUGAAGGCUUACAGCGUAAAUUCACACCUAAUGACACUAUAAAAACAGUGGAACAUCAAAAUGAGGAUGCCUUGGCUAAAAACAUAGCCAGACAAGUGAACAGGAUUAUCAGUAAUAAUUUAUCAGAUAAAGUACCACACAUAUUGCCAGCUCAGGUAGAUUAUGAUCCCCGGCAUGAAGCAUUCUGGUUCGUGGGAGGUGUACACCUCUCUAGAAGAGUAAUCCGCAAAAGAGCCGAGUUCCCUUGGCAGAGGGAUAAAUUAUUAGAGCCCAAAAAUAGAACAGUGCAGUAUUUAGGUAAGCCACUGCUAGCGCUCAGAGGCCAUUUACCUCUAAAGCCUUUGAUGCCAUACAGCGAAGCCACAAACCCAGAGUUCCAAGUGCCGAAAUUCACAUAUGUGCCCCAGAAUGUUGGAUAUGUAAUGUCUCUAAGGCAUGCUACCAACAUACCAGGUUAUUGGCCUGGUGACUAUGACGAGUUUGGCUUUCUUUCCAUCCACGGCCGCGGCCAUUUACUCAGCAGAAAACAAUCCUUUGGACCCGAAGACAAUAUAGAGGCUCUUCACUGCCAAGCAAUAAAAGCCAGUUUCGGCUGGCUGGCAGCCCAGGCCAACUAUCAAGGGUUCACAACUUUCAAUGACUUGACCUAUCCUUUAGCAACACAAACAGUGAUCACUAACGGGCAAAUUUGGUCUUUAUACGCUUACCAGCUCAACACUAUACUUAUGCAUAGUGAGCAUAUAGACACAAACCCGAAGCAUAACAUUUGCUUCGGUACACAGCCUAUGAAACUCUUCGACACAAUUGAAGAUGGAAAAGUGAAAGGCCUUAAUGAAAACGUCUUGAAAAUGCUCGUUCAGUUCUAUAUGAACACUCCGGAAGAACGAGAUUAUGACAUGAAGCCUUACUUAGACAAGGAAGAAUCAGUUAUUGCUGAUAUUGAAGAUGACAAUAGAAGAUGUUGGCUCGAAGAGACAUAUAAGCAUUUAGUAUCAAACAGACCCAAGCAUUUAUUACCCCCAGAAACAUAUCUCUGGGAGCGUAUUUACAAAAUACAGCAUAACACUAGGUUCUUUGAGAAAAAGCGAAGGCCAUUCGAGCUCGGUAUUAACCCGUAUAAGAGAAGGCUGAGUGACCAUCUUCCCCCGUAUAUUCCGAAGGUACUUAGGCCGUAUCCUAAGUGCCGAAAGAAGUUUGAGACGACUUACUAUCCUAAAAUAUAAAUAGGGUAAAGGAAGGUAAUGAUUGA
Messenger RNA from Cydia amplana, 1762 nucleotides. RefSeq names its product large ribosomal subunit protein mL65 (gene mRpS30). Gene Ontology annotation, biological process: translation. Lineage: Eukaryota; Metazoa; Arthropoda; Insecta; Lepidoptera; Tortricidae. The transcript is spliced from 5 exons. Gene Ontology annotation, cellular component: mitochondrion; ribosome; mitochondrial large ribosomal subunit. The record is from RefSeq and is a predicted model, not a curated record. Bases 84 to 1736 code for a protein of 550 amino acids. Gene Ontology annotation, molecular function: structural constituent of ribosome.